CACUGCGCACGCGCGGCCUCCGGCUUGGUCCCAGGUGGAGCUGUUUCAGCCGAGCUGGCGCCGCCGUGAGCCUCCGAGAUGAGCGCGGCCGAGGCCGACCGCUGGGCUUGGCUGCUGGUGCUCAGCUUCGUGUUUGGGUGCAACGUACUCAGGAUCCUCCUCCCGUCCUUCUCCUCCUUCCAGAUGUCCAGGGUGCUGCAGAAGGAUGUGAAGCAGGAGUCCCAGAUGCGAGCGGAGAUCCAGGGCAUGAAGCAGGAGCUCUCCACCGUCAGCAUGAUGGACGAGUUUGCCAGAUACGCCAGGCUGGAGAGGAAGAUCAACAAGAUGACUGAUAAGCUCAAAACUCACGUGAAAGCCCGGACAGCUCAGUUGGCCAAGAUAAAAUGGGUUAUAAGUGUUGCUUUCUACAUAUUGCAAGCUGCCCUGAUGGUCACGCUCAUCUGGACGUACUACUCUGUGCCCGUGGCCGUGGUGCCGAGCAGGUGGAUAACUCCACUGGACCGCCUGGUCGCGUUUCCCACCGGAGUGGCAGGUGGUGUUGGAAUUACCUGUUGGAUUUUAGUCUGUAACAAAGUUGUGGCCAUUGUGCUCCACCCUUUCAGCUGAAAAAGAAGAUGAGUUUGGCUACAGCACUUUCAAAAAGGAAUUUUCACUUAGGAGAUUACAAAUCUGAUUUAUACUGUUUUAUUGUUUUUUGUUUUGUUUAUUUUUGUUUGCUUGUUUUUUUUAAAAAAGGAAACACAAGCCACGGGUUAGUUGUUGUUGAACAUGUUUGUUCUUGGACUUCAUGUUGAGAUUCUUAGAAGACUCACAGUUUUGUACAUUUGUCGUGAGCCACGGAGGUCAGUCUCGUGUGUACCAGCCAGCAUGGCACCAGAUUUGUGAUAAGAAGUGUGUGACAUUAUGGGCUACGUGUUGUUACUUGUGAUUUGCACUCUUGGCAUAUUUUAAAGGUCACGUUGCCAACUGGAAAGUCAGACUUUUCUAAUAACUUAAGUACUUUAAAGACUUUGCGCUAUUUUUAAUCUAGAUUAGAAAGUAAUUUAAUUUUAAUACCACUACUAGAAUUUGAAAAUUUGUUUUUUAAUCUCAUGCAGUACUACUGGGAGAAUAACACUAAUUGACAUUGCUUGUGCUUUUUUCCUUCCUCUAUUUAAAAUGUCAUUUGUUGGGCAAGCCUUUGAAUUGUAUUAUUCACUUAUCUGAAGCUGUUAACUUUUCAUUACUGUGUUUUAUAAAUGUAUUCAUGAGCCCAUAAUGCAUUGUUUUGUGUUUGAACUGUGUAUUUUAUAUUUAAUGUAUUUCAAAUGAAGGGUAUUUUUAAAACAUUUAAUAUUUAUGCUCUGAAGAAUGGAACAAACUUAAAAAACAAACUGGGAAGCCUGAUUAAGUUAAUUUCAGCGGCUACAUGUUUGCCCCGUCAAGUAUAAUUCUGCUCAGUAUUUUUAAAAACACUUUUUUCUAAUUACAA
This is a messenger RNA of Mesoplodon densirostris (Blainville's beaked whale), 1471 nucleotides long. It is a transcript of the gene GET1, whose product is annotated as guided entry of tail-anchored proteins factor 1. NCBI's taxonomy places the organism in Eukaryota, Metazoa, Chordata, Mammalia, Artiodactyla, Ziphiidae. Bases 79 to 606 code for a protein of 175 amino acids. The transcript has 5 exons. The record is from RefSeq and is a predicted model, not a curated record. Gene Ontology annotation, biological process: tail-anchored membrane protein insertion into ER membrane.